GAAUACGUUCAGCCUCAGCCCUCCCCAGAAAUAAUGCAUGAAUAUGGAUGGGCUGUUGUGCCUGAGUCUAUUCAGUGCAUUGGACUACCUCCAACGUUGGCAUAAAACCACCAACGGCAGAGGAGACCACACCGUCCAGUCCGAAGGAUAAUGAUGGGGAGCCAUGACUCAAAAGGGCUUCUGAUCACCGAGAAGGGUCUGUCUGGCGUGUCUGCAGUGAGUGACAUGUUGCGCUCGUCCUAAACGCUCAUGCGUCUCUACUGACUGGCCAAUAUGUUGAGCCGACUGAUGAGUGGCAGCGACCGGAGUCUUGACAGGGAAUUCAACUGUACGGUGCGACUGCUGGACGACUCGGAAUACACUUGCACGGUUCAGAGGGAUGCAAAAGGGCAAUGGCUGUUUGAACAGGUCUGCCAGCAUCUGAACUUGCUUGAGAAAGACUACUUUGGCAUCAGAUUUGUAGACCCAGACAAGCAACGGCAUUGGCUGGAGUUCAGCAAGGCAAUUACCAAACAAAUGAGAUCCCAGCCACCCUACACUAUGUGUUUGCGUGUUAAAUUCUAUCCUCCGGACCCUGCAGCUCUUAAAGAAGAGAUCACUAGAUACCUGGUCUUCCUACAGAUUAAAAGAGAUUUGUAUCAUGGCCGACUCCUGUGCAAAAGUUCAGAUGCUGCCACGUUGGCUGCAUUUAUUCUGCAGGCUGAGAUUGGAGAUUAUGACCCCGGGAAGCAUCCGGAAGGUUACAGCUCUAAGUUUCAGUUUUUCCCCAAGCAUUCUGAGCGCCUGGAGCGCCGCAUUGCUGAGAUCCACAAGUCUGAGCUGACAGGCCAGAGUCCUGAGACAGCUGAGCUGAACUUCUUAAAGAAAGCUCAGACUCUUGAAACAUAUGGAGUAGAUCCACACCCAUGCAAGGAUGUGUCUGGCAAUGCUGCAUUUCUCGCAUUUACCCCAUUUGGCUUUGUGGUACUACAGGGGAACAGAAGGAUUCAUUUCCUCAAAUGGAACGAAGUGACCAAACUGAAGUUCGAAGGAAAGACAUUUCAUAUAUAUGCAACUCAUCAAGAGGAUCAGAAGAUCAUCUUGACUUACUUCGCUCCAACACCCGAGGCCUGCAAGCAUCUAUGGAAGUGUGGGGUGGAAAACCAAGCUUUCUACCAGUUUGAGAAAUCAAGUCAAGUUCGCACAGUAUCUAGCAGCAAUCUUUUCUUCAAAGGCAGCCGCUUUAGAUAUAGUGGUAAAGUGGCCAAGGAAGUGAUGGAACAGAGUGCCAAAAUCAGACGAGAGCCUCCAGAGAUCCACAGGGCUGGGAUGGUCCCAAGUAGGAGCUGUCCUUCCAUCACUCAUGGCCCACGACAGAGUAGCGUCCCUCGAACACGGAGAAGAGCAGUCCACAUUUCCAUCAUGGAGGGUCUGGAGUCCUUGCGUGACAGUGGCCAUUCCACGCCGGUCCGAUCGGUCUCCAAUGGGAACUCAUUCCUCCGCUCCCAUGGAGCCGAGGGAGGACACGGAACAGCUGAAUUUUCGGAGGACUCUUACAGUCCCUCUGACAGCGUGCUUCCCACACCGGUGUCCAGCGACCCCUCAGACCCGGCUCAGGUUCGCCACACAAACGGCCCCCGCACUGUUCAAGAGGAAGGAGGAACUGAUCCGUGUACUCAAAACCAGGCAAGGCCACAGGGCGUUAAACCCAAAGGGAAACGUUCUCAACUGGAGAAGACUAGGCCAACCCAACGCGUCCCGGAGGAAGGGGUGAACCAGUUCAUCUGUAGUUUGGCACGUCUUUUCUUAGUGACCCUGGCUCUGCUCUUUGCCCUCCUCCUACUUCUUAUUGUGCUAACGGAGUCUGAGCUGGACUUGGCCUUUCUUAGGGACAUCCGGAGGACACCCGAAUUCCAGCAGUUCCACUAUGAAUACUUUUGCCCUCUUAGGCGCUGGCUGGCAUGCAAGUUGCGCUGGAUGGGUGGGCAUCUCAUUAAUAAAUGAGUGUGCAAUCACCCCUCUCCUCAGAGAGUGGUCUACAAGUGGGACAUUCUGAGCAUUAUGGUACCAUGAAAUCAAAAAGAAAUUACUAUUAUCUACAUAGCCAAAGCCUUGGACUUCCUAAUACCAUGCCAAGACGAGAAAACUGUGUAUGUUUCAGCUCUAGUUAUUGUGAAAUUGUUCUCUGCAACACUACUUUAUAGUCGGGUUAAAAAAAAAAAAAAAAAAAGGUAUGUAUAGCUCUUUAAAUGCUGCCGUCACCCAAUUGUAAUUUAUCUACCAGUUAUAUAUAAUAUCUACACUGAAAAGAAUGUUCACCCAGACUGUGACGAGUAAGACCUCAUACUGCAAUCAAAGACAAAGAUGCCUUUAUCGGUCAGAAAAUAGACAGGGGCCGGGACAGCCAAUAAAGGGAUAGUUCACCCAGAUUAAAAUUCUACCAUCUUUUACACUCCCCCAUAAUACUUUAGUUAAUCUGCAAAAUACAUAUUUAAAUAAAACUUGAGAGGUUUCUGUCCCUCCACUGUAAAGCCACUUAAUGGCCUUAAACAACUUAAUUUGUGUUUUAAAGAGUAACUGAAGUCUUACAGAUUUUAAACAUGAGGUUGAGUAAACGGUGCCAGAAUAUUAAUUAGAAGUGUUUUAAAUGACCUUGCCCUUUUCGGGUGACCCAUCCCUCUAAUGUCACAUGUAAGCUUGAGUGGGAGUUUUUUCAGAUGGUAUUUGGUAUGUGUGAAACGUUGGUAUAGGGUGUAUACUUGAUCCGUACCAUACUAAAACAGUACUGUUUGUCGUUAGUAUGGAUCACAGCCACUGACAGGGUUCUCUUUUAAUGGAGCUUCAGUAACUUUUGAUGAUAAUACCUUUAUAAUAAAGGUUUAAUUUGUUAACAUUAGGUAUGAUAAACUAACAACAAAUAAUCAUUCAUUCAUCUCGGCUAAUGUUAAUUUUACAAAAGUGUGACAUUUCAGGGAUAUACAGUAUGGGUAAAUGAGAUUAAUGAACAAACAUAAAUGAACAAUAAAUGAUAGAUAAUACAUUAAUUAACUUACAUUAGUAAAUACAGUAAAAAUCGUUGAUCAUUUUUGGUUCAUGAUACCUAAUGGAUUAAUGAGUUAACACAUAAUUGUAUAACACUAAGUUGUUAACACUAAGGUAUGGGUCAUCACACAUUUCCACAUAACCUUUAACUAUUAACCCAGAGUGAAAACAAUAAAUAUACUUCCUAUUGCUAUUCUAUACAACUGAAUACUGAUAUUUAGUGGUAAAUGGUGGCCUUGAAUUCGAAAUGUUCUGAAGAAGGUAAAGAAAGUGCUCCUGAAAGACAAAGUAAUGUGAAAUGUUUGAAGGUUUAAACUAUUUCUGAAAGGAAUAAUCUAUAAUUUGUUCAUUUAUUUUUCCAUGCAACAUUAUGCAUAAUUUUGAGACCUAAUUCAUCCACUUGCGCAACCUUAAUUAUCAAAAUUAAAAUGUGACAUAUCUUCUGUAGGUGAUGAUGAAUUCGUUGGUUAACCAGCUGUGUGGUUAAGAAAUGAUCUUAUGUAAAGGCAUAAACUGGUCAAUGCUUUUUUCAGCUUAAACCAAAAUAUGUUAAAUUUCUAUUACUUUUCUGUUGCCUUCAUUAAACACAUUUAAAAGAGUUGUAUUGCUAUAGGCGUAAGACUAGUGGCAGAGUAAUUUAAUUAAAAUUACAAACUGAUGGUAAAUAUACAGUAAGACAUAAAGGUCUGUGGACAUAAUCACAGCUAUAUGCACAUUAAAAAAAAUAAAAUGUAACUGGAUCUUAUUGGUACUCUGGAAAUGUAAGGCUUGCAGCAAAUGCAAAUAUCCUUUAAAUCAUAUUUGGGGUUAAAAAGACUAGAAAGCAACAAUGUUAUGUAAAUCUUCUGUGUAUGUGUCACUUGUGUGUAGCUUCAUAGAGUAGCCUAGUACAACUACAGAAAGUAUGCAACAAUACCAACAAUGGCACAGAUGAAAACACCUACAGCGAAACCCUGACAUGUGUGUGUCUCUGUGGUGGUAAUUAUCAUGAGAAAGAAAUGAAGCAAUACAAAAUGACACUGAUGAGCCAGCGGUGUUUUGGUAACCUAGAGCAAUGCGAUGGUUCAGAAUUGCAUUACAAAUUCAGUAACCUCAGAAUUAGCUGAUUGCUUGUCUACAAAUCAGCUCCCAUAUACUGUGACUGACUAAUUCUUCAGAUCUGUUACUGAUGGUGAUGGACACAGUUUCAGCCUUUUCAGAUUGUAAGUUUCAUUCAAAGCAAUAGCAGCCUGAAACGAAUAAACGCUCAGAAGACAAUCUGAAUGGAUAAUGAAUCACACUGUUAUACGAUGACUCAGCUGUGCCUGAGCCCAGUGAUCUUCCUGCUCACUGUACAGCAUCAGAAUAUUAUUUUCUGUAAAUUACAUCACUUUUAUUUUUAUUGUUUCAUACCAUAAAUGGUCUACCAUGUGUUGUACCAAGAAUACAUCAAAGCAGUUUAUUUUUAUGUUUUUCUAAAAAAAAAUAAACAAACCUUCUCUAAACCA
Messenger RNA from Puntigrus tetrazona (Sumatra barb), 4508 nucleotides. RefSeq names its product FERM domain containing 5b (gene frmd5b). The record is from RefSeq and is a predicted model, not a curated record. NCBI's taxonomy places the organism in Eukaryota, Metazoa, Chordata, Actinopteri, Cypriniformes, Cyprinidae. The coding region runs from base 274 to 1983 and encodes 569 amino acids. The transcript has 14 exons. Gene Ontology annotation, cellular component: cytoskeleton.